AACUUCCGUUUCGCUAAUGGAAGCUACUCGGGGCGCUCAGGGCGGCAGCAUAGGGAGGGAGAGUCCAGUGUGGGAUUGAGGCUGCGCGGGGCCCGGCAGUCUGGGGGGGGGGUGAUGCCCGAACCCAUCAGGGCUGAAGCGGCCACCCCCCUGCCGCACCGUGGUCCCAGCCACGCCCCAGCACAGGGCGGGCUCCCAGGGUGCCCUGCGCCGCGAGGGGCUCCGAGCGGUCCUGCCCGGAAGUAGGGUCUGGCGCCCGGAAGUGGUUUUAGUUCCGGGUCGGGGUCGCCUCACUAUGGAGUCGCUGUGGAGGCUGAAGCGGUUCGAUGCGUUUCCCAAGACCCUGGAGGAUUUUCGGGUCAAGACCUGCGGGGGCGCGUUAGUGACAAUAAUCAGUGGACUUAUCAUGCUCCUGCUUUUCUUCUCAGAGCUGCAGUACUAUCUCACCAAGGAAGUUUAUCCUGAACUGUAUGUUGACAAAUCAAGAGGAGACAAGUUGAGGAUUAAUAUAGAUGUUGUCUUUCCACAUAUGCCUUGUGCUUAUUUGAGCAUUGAUGCAAUGGAUGUGGCAGGAGAGCAGCAGCUAGAUGUGGAGCACAAUCUCUUUAAACAACGUUUGGAUAAAGAUGGAAAUCCUGUUACCACUGAGGCUGAGAGACAUGAGCUGGGAAAAGAAGAGGAGAAAGUGUUUGAUCCAGAUUCCUUAGAUGCUGAUCGCUGUGAGAGCUGUUAUGGAGCAGAGUCAGAGGACAUCAGGUGCUGUAAUUCCUGUGAUGACGUGAGAGAAGCAUACAGGCGGCGUGGCUGGGCCUUCAAGAAUCCUGACACUAUAGAACAAUGCAAGAGAGAAGGGUUCAGCCAGAAAAUGCAGGAGCAGAAGAAUGAGGGCUGCCAAGUGUAUGGAUUCUUAGAGGUCAACAAGGUAGCUGGAAACUUUCACUUUGCACCUGGAAAAAGCUUUCAGCAAUCUCAUGUCCAUGUUCAUGAUUUACAGAGCUUUGGACUUGAUAACAUCAAUAUGACGCAUUACAUCAAACAUCUCUCAUUUGGGAGGGAUUAUCCAGGCCUUGUCAACCCUUUGGAUGGGACAGAUGUCACUGCACAGCAAGCUUCCAUGAUGUUCCAGUACUUCGUCAAAGUGGUCCCUACCGUCUAUAUGAAAGUUGAUGGUGAGGUGGUGAGGACUAACCAGUUUUCAGUUACCCGACAUGAGAAAAUAGCCAAUGGGCUAAUAGGAGAUCAGGGCCUCCCUGGUGUAUUUGUGCUCUAUGAACUUUCUCCCAUGAUGGUGAAACUGACAGAGAAACACAGGCCCUUUACACACUUCCUGACAGGAGUCUGUGCCAUUGUUGGAGGAGUAUUUACAGUGGCAGGCCUCAUAGACUCCUUGAUCUAUCACUCUGCUCGUGCCAUUCAGAAGAAAAUUGAGCUUGGAAAAACAACAUAGAUAUGAAAUUACUGCAGCCAUGAAGAAUGCAGAGAAGAAAGAAAUCCUUCAAGACACAAGUGACCCGCUGAGUGUGCAAAAAGAAAAUACCUGGAAUUGCUGGAUGGCCCCACCCAUCCUUCCAUCAUUAUCUCAUCAUGUUUUAUUUAACAUUGAUUUGUGGAUGGGACAACUCAACCCUUGUUCCUGUGAGGAUUUUUCAUUAGCCAUUGUCAGGCUGCACAGACUCUCUUGAGGGCAGCCUUUCGUACUCUUCACUGUUGAAUUGCUGUUGCAGGAGGAGCAGCAUCCUGUCAUGGGAUGCUGAAUGGAUUGAAGUUGCCAUUAAACAACCCGCUCUCCCCCAUUAUUACUUUUAUGUUCAGAAUAUUUACAAAUAUGUUCACAGGAUACAAUAUCAGAUGUGUGAGAAUAGGCAGACCCCUCUUGUUUUUCCCUGCAGAAGCUCUCAGGUAAUAAAGUGUAAGGCCUAGCACACAAGAACCACAUGUUUGCAUAAGGGCAGCUCAAAACUGCUCUUUCAGUGCAAGAAAAGUGAUCUGUGUUAAUAAGAGACCGGUCUUGGCUGUUUUAAAAAUAUUUCAACUUUUUUAACUGGAUCAUAUUUUCACUCCCCAUGUCCUUACCUUUUUGUAAUAAAUACAUCAUCUGUGGUUUUAGUAAAGCAUUUGGUAGAGUGACUCAAUGUAACUUAAUUAAUUUAUUAAAAUGUAUUCAUUGACUUUGA
Messenger RNA from Pelodiscus sinensis (Chinese soft-shelled turtle), 2174 nucleotides. It is a transcript of the gene ERGIC3, whose product is annotated as ERGIC and golgi 3. Gene Ontology annotation, biological process: retrograde vesicle-mediated transport, Golgi to endoplasmic reticulum; endoplasmic reticulum to Golgi vesicle-mediated transport. Gene Ontology annotation, cellular component: Golgi membrane; endoplasmic reticulum; endoplasmic reticulum membrane. The record is from RefSeq and is a predicted model, not a curated record. NCBI's taxonomy places the organism in Eukaryota, Metazoa, Chordata, Testudines, Trionychidae.